GAGCGCCAAGUCGGCGCCGGGCAGCCCGGCUCGGGCCGGAGCGCGGCCCCGGGGCCCCCGAGGGCCGGGGAAGGCCGCCUCCCGAGCGAGGAGCCCCCGCCGACGCCAUACCAGCAGCCAAAAUGGCUGCCCCGAGGAAGCCCGCACGGCGCAGCUAGGGAGGGCAGGGGAGCCGGGCCCCGCGGGAAAGGCGAGGGGACCGCCGGGACCGCCGGGCUCCGCGCCGCUCAGAGUCAUUUGUCUGCUGCUUGUAGCUUUCAAGAGAGGCAGAGCCCCUCUGUUCACAACCAUCCCCACUGCCAAUAUCUGGGACACAGUGGAUCCUUCAUAAAUAUUUGGUUCCAGUGACAACCAUCUCUUGUCAUAACUUUUCAAUCCUAUCUGGAAAAACACUGGCAAAAAAAAUGAUAAAAUUUUUUCUAAUGGUGAAUAAACAAGGGCAGACCCGACUUUCUAAGUACUAUGAACAUGUGGAGAUUAAUAAGCGGACCCUUCUGGAAACAGAGGUCAUCAAGAGCUGUCUGUCACGAUCCAGUGAACAGUGCUCUUUCGUUGAAUAUAAAGAUUUUAAGCUGAUCUAUCGGCAGUAUGCAGCGCUCUUCAUUGUGGUUGGAGUGAAUGACACUGAGAAUGAGAUGGCUAUUUACGAAUUCAUCCACAAUUUUGUAGAAGUUUUAGAUGAAUAUUUCAGCCGAGUGAGUGAACUCGAUAUAAUGUUUAAUCUGGAUAAAGUCCACAUCAUUUUGGAUGAGAUGGUGUUAAAUGGCUGCAUUGUAGAAACCAAUCGGGCAAGAAUUCUUGCCCCUCUACUAAUCCUUGAUAAGAUGUCAGAAAGCUGAAUGGAAGGGUGUGCCAGACUGCAUUGGAUUUCUAGGAAACGUGACCACCGUGGACCCCACUUCAAACAGUAUACCUAUUGUUUCCCACAGUUCCUAAAUGGAAAACAAACAGGUUUUAUAUUCUCAUUGCAAGCGUAUUUUGCCCUCACCUAAGUUUUGUUGCAAAUCUAAGGCAUCUUUUUGGUCACUGCUUCUUUUUGUAAAUUAAAUGCAGGAAUAACAUGAUAGUGAUGGGAAGAAUGUAUGGCAGUUAUCAGACAAAAAAAUUUAAGUUUACUAAAAUAUACACGGUACUUUAAGUAA
This is a messenger RNA of Perognathus longimembris pacificus (Pacific pocket mouse), 1142 nucleotides long. It is a transcript of the gene Ap4s1, whose product is annotated as adaptor related protein complex 4 subunit sigma 1. Lineage: Eukaryota; Metazoa; Chordata; Mammalia; Rodentia; Heteromyidae. The record is from RefSeq and is a predicted model, not a curated record. The coding region runs from base 405 to 839 and encodes 144 amino acids. Gene Ontology annotation, cellular component: intracellular membrane-bounded organelle. Gene Ontology annotation, biological process: protein transport; vesicle-mediated transport. The transcript is spliced from 7 exons.